AUCUGUACAUCGAUCAUGAAGAGCGGUUGGACCAGUCUUGCCACCAAAAUAUCACAUGUUGCGAAUCGGGCAACUAAUCAAAGCACUGUGCGACAGGGCGGGCGUAUCCUGCAUUUUGGUGGCGGACAACUGAAUCAGGUCACAGUUGGCACCAUGGCAGCCGUCUGGGUCAGCUUCGUGCUGGCAGCUGCAUGUUUCUCCUCACUUGACGCGGCGAUCAUUAAGAAAGGCCAUCAGAUGAUGUCUUUUGAAGAUCUCCACAAAAUAGACGAACACCAUAAUCUCCAAGGCAAUGAGCAGAUGUUGAGAGAGCUGUCUGCUGUUGAAGAAUUGCUGCAGGAUCUCAUGGAAGAUACAGUCGAAGACGCUCUGUUUGACAGCAUGCCGGAUGAAGACGAUGAGAAAGACGAACUUGUGUUGAGGGGUGAUGAGCGUCGCGUCAUUCCGUUUUGGAACAGAACAAAACUGUGCAACUACCAUGAGUGCUUCAGGCAACUGAAGACAUGGCCUGAGGUUCCCUACUACCUGCUAAAGGAUGGACACUUCCUUGUCGACUGGCCAACAAAGUAUAUUCGUAUGUUUCUGAUAUACAACAAGAACGCUUUUGUAAAGGUAUUCAACAAAGAUCGCCAAGCAGUCGAAAACCACGCCUUGGAAACUGUUGCCAUCAUAGACAAGGCGUAUAGGACAGUCAACUUUCGCGUGCUCCUGAGUGGUGUGGAGAUUCUGGAAGAAUUCUGGCCUGGGGAAACGGAGAAUCCUCAUUACUCUCAGUAUCUGAAGCCGAAAGUCAGGGAGCACGUCUGGAGUAAGCUGCAGUCGUCUGAGAAGAAGUUUGACACGGCGGCGUACAUCGCGGGUCCACCAUAUUGGCACGGGACAAGCGCCAGCGGUGCCGGGAUGGGCGACCUGUGUGUUGUGAAGGAUGUCAACGCCUAUCCUUUCAUGAUGAUCGGGAGCAGCGGAAUCAAGAGCAAGAGGCCUGCAGACUUGAUGGACGUCUUUACACACGAGAUGGGGCAUCAGUUCUUUCUUGGACACCCCUUCGAUAUCCGAAAUCUUUCGGUCACAAUUUCUUCACCCAAUUCCGAAAACGUGACUUCAGUUGCCUUGACAACAAACCAGCACAGGUAG
Branchiostoma floridae (Florida lancelet) is the source of this 1134-nucleotide messenger RNA. RefSeq lists its product as uncharacterized. The transcript has 11 exons. The coding region runs from base 16 to 1134 and encodes 372 amino acids. Gene Ontology annotation, biological process: proteolysis. Gene Ontology annotation, molecular function: metalloendopeptidase activity. The record is from RefSeq and is a predicted model, not a curated record. NCBI's taxonomy places the organism in Eukaryota, Metazoa, Chordata, Leptocardii, Amphioxiformes, Branchiostomatidae.